AUGUCCGGCGCCACAAUGGGCGGCGUCCAGGUGGCGCACGCGGAGAACCCCUGGCCGCGGCCCAAAACUCCGCGAGACCCCGCGGCCGCGGAGCCGCCCGCGGAGGCGACGUCACCCGAGGGCCUGCUGACGCACGUGCUCAACUCGCUGACGAUAGUGGACCUGCAGCUGGUGACGUUCAUCGUGGUGCUGGGAACCAGCGGGAACGUGCCCUUCUUCGACCUCGUAUUCCCCAUCUUCGCGUCCGCGUAUAUCGCCAUCCUGAACGGAUUCGUCUUCCCGCCGACGUCACGCGAGGCCCCGCCGCGGCUGUUCCGGGGCUGCCGCCUCUUCAAGGUCUACGUGCUCUCCGGCGCGCUCAUUGGCCUGUUCCUGCCUAUGGCGUACAUCUUGGGCGGCUUCUCGCGCGGCGACACGGAGAGCGUGCUCGCGAGCUCCCCCCACCUCUUCCUGCUCUCGUGCCAGAUCCUGACCGAGAAUCUUAUCCACGGCUCCCGCGGGGUUUCGCUCCCGGUUAGGGCGCUAACCCCGAUCCUCUACAACGCGGUGCGCCUCACCUCGCUGUACCACUGGGUGACACGUGUCCUCACGCGAGACGCUCCCCCGAUCUCCUCGGAGGUUCUGGGCCGUCCGCUUAUCAUCUGGUCCCUGCUGGUUAACCGGGACAUGAACCUGUGGGUUUCGUUUGGCAAGGCGCUCGCGGUGGUUAACUGGCUGUUCUGGCACUUUAACCUGUUCGGGUUCCUGGUGUGCGUCUUCCUCCCCCGGGCAAUGGCGGCGUAUUACCACCGGAUUCCGGCCAAGGCGCCGGAAGCCCCCGGAAGCCCCCGGCCAAGCCCCCGGGAAGGACUCAGGCCGGCCAAGCCCUCGGUGACGGAACCGGUCGCAGAAUUGAACCGGGAGCAUCAUAGUAAGAAGGGGCAGUGA
Messenger RNA from Klebsormidium nitens, 927 nucleotides. NCBI's taxonomy places the organism in Eukaryota, Viridiplantae, Streptophyta, Klebsormidiophyceae, Klebsormidiales, Klebsormidiaceae. The record is from the annotation of a GenBank genome assembly.